UCUUCAACUACUACUAGUAUUACUACUACUUCAUCAAAGGAUCCUCAAAGUAUAGCAGCAAAGAAUCGAAGGGAGAGGAUCAGUGAGAGACUCAAAAUUUUACAAGAUUUGGUGCCAAAUGGAAACAAGGUUGAUUUGGUGACCAUGUUAGACAAAGCCAUUAGCUAUGUAAAGUUUCUUCAACUGCAAGUGAAGGUUUUGGCAACUGAUGAGUUUUGGCCAACUGAAGGAGGAAAGGCACCAGAGAUUGGACAAGUGAAGGAAGCCAUUGAUGCAAUAUUAUCUUCUUCUCAAAAGGAAAAGGACUCUUAUAAGUCUAAUUAA
Dioscorea cayenensis subsp. rotundata (Guinea yam) is the source of this 324-nucleotide messenger RNA. Its product is annotated as transcription factor RHD6-like. The transcript is spliced from 4 exons. Gene Ontology annotation, molecular function: protein dimerization activity; DNA-binding transcription factor activity. Lineage: Eukaryota; Viridiplantae; Streptophyta; Magnoliopsida; Dioscoreales; Dioscoreaceae. The record is from RefSeq and is a predicted model, not a curated record. The annotation marks the transcript as partial. Gene Ontology annotation, biological process: regulation of DNA-templated transcription.